Cololabis saira (Pacific saury) is the source of this 2104-nucleotide messenger RNA. RefSeq names its product betacellulin, epidermal growth factor family member (gene btc). The coding region runs from base 233 to 784 and encodes 183 amino acids. Gene Ontology annotation, biological process: epidermal growth factor receptor signaling pathway; positive regulation of cell population proliferation; positive regulation of mitotic nuclear division. NCBI's taxonomy places the organism in Eukaryota, Metazoa, Chordata, Actinopteri, Beloniformes, Belonidae. The transcript is spliced from 5 exons. The record is from RefSeq and is a predicted model, not a curated record.
AGUUUGUGUGCUUUUCUUAUAGGUUCAAGCUUUUUUCUGGCUGACUAUGAACAUAGCCACGGCAUCAAUGAGGAACCACAACACGGCACACCACUGGGGAACUUCCACGGCUUGUCCACACCUUUCUCAAAAGGUUGUUGACCUCUGAAAAGAGACUGAACCAGUUUCACCUCCAUUUGUCAAUGUCAGUGACAUUUCAUGAAUUGGAUGAGCAUUUUUACUAAGUGAGGAGAUGGGAAACAUGUACAGACUCAUAAUAAGAUUAUUAACUGCUCUGGUCUUAUGCUUAUUGUGCCGGGCAGAAUGGAAUUCCACUGACGUGUCUGUCAAUCGAACUGUGCCCCACUGUCAUCUCCAUGGCGACCGAGACAAUUGCACAGAAACAUUAGAUACAGGACAGUGGAGUGGCCAUUUCUCAAAAUGUCCAGAGGAGUUGACGUAUUACUGCAUCCAUGGAGAGUGUCGUUACAUUAAACAGCAGAAGCAACCUUCCUGCAGGUGUGAUAGUGGUUACAUCGGCUCCAGGUGUGAAUAUGUGGACCUCGGCUUGCGGAUAGGAGAGAAACGACAAAUGAUAAUAGCUUGCAUCAUUGCAGCACUUGUAUUCCUCAUGGUUCUUAUUGUUUUCAUCUGCAUCUAUUCACAUCGCAGGUGCAGAUUCUGCCAUCGGACAGGAAGUCCGAGAGAAAAACCACAGGAUGGGACAGAAAAGCUCAGUAUGAUGGAUACCAGUACAACACACACAAGAGACUCGACAGAAACAACACACACCAACUCAGUGUGAUGACUUUGUGUGAACCAACCAGCACUGAAGGCCAGGAAUUAUUUAUACAUGCGAGAUAGUUGCUGGUUAUUGUCUCACAAUGAUGGCAGAGAGCUAAAGGAUGUGCUUGGACAGCACCAGACUUAAGAGGAAGAGCACUUGAGGAUGAACUGUCUCCUGUUGUCGCGAUGUGGAGGAAUUUGCACCCCUCCUUUUAAAGAAAGCUUCUUUCUUGAAGCUACUGAACAGAUAAAAAGAUGCUUUCUGGGAUUUAUGAUAAACAUGAACGCGGCAAGAUUGCUCAGCUACUUGAGUGCUGCCAGGAAUCUGUGUUUCCUUGUGGACAACACAUCUACACUGUGUAACCAGAGGAAAGGGACUAAGAUGUCACACUGGAUGUACACUUUAGGGAAUUGAUGGACUAAAAAAAAGAAUCAUUUAAUGUAUAGCAAUGUGUAAUCUUUGAGAUACCAGCAGCAGAUGUAAACUGCUCGUGUCAUUUUAUAUUAUUUCUGUUUUGUUCACUGCAGGAUUCUAGUGUCAUUUCAAAAUGUUACAUUAUCUGCACCACACAAUUAAAAGUUAUCAUUGCUCAUUCCUCACACCAGAACAAUGUCUCAAUUUAAAGAAUAUUGUUACUUUUACAUGUUAGCGAUGCAAGAAGAGACCCACGUAUACUACAGGUUGCAGUUGCCUGCAGGGUUGGAGGCGGACAAGGAGAACUUGUGCUGUAGGCUUCUUUGAUCUAUAUAUUUGGAGCCGAGGGGCUCUGAGCCGCGAAUUCAGAACAGCUGAGCCUGUGUCCACGGACCACGGCAUGAAAAUGUUCCACUGUAAGAGACAGUUUCCAAACUGCAAACCUUUCACUGAGCUUUAAAUGAAGUAACUUACAGUCAGUGAAAUCUAACUCCUGCCAUUUACACCCCAUAUGAAUAAACAUCACUACUCUAUCCAUUGUGCAUUUACAUGAUUUCUAUUAUUUUUCCAAGGAAUUAUCACUUCAUUGUCAUCUUUCAACGAGGUUGUGCAAAAACUCAAGAAUUGAUUUGCAUAAAACUUGUCAGAUAGUUGGAUAAAACACAAUAGAAAAAACAAAAAAAAACAAUCAACCAACCAAAAAAGCAAACACACAAACAAAAGCCUGUUUUUGAUGUCUGUACCUCAGGUACUUUAUUGCCACAAAUGCCUCCAGGUAGGAGUUAUUUGAUGCUACUGUAAUUUUCCAGCUUCAUGUCUGAGUUUUAUAAGUAAGCUUUCAUUGGAUUCCUUGGAUUGAUGUGAGUUCAAAACAAUGUCAAUUUCUGUUAUAUUGUUUUUUUAAUAAACAUUAUAUAAAGUUCA